Molecule: messenger RNA, 1299 nt
Organism: Aaosphaeria arxii CBS 175.79
Lineage: Eukaryota; Fungi; Ascomycota; Dothideomycetes; Pleosporales
Exons: 3
Coding region: 114-1034 (306 amino acids)
Cellular component (GO): ribonucleoprotein complex; cytoplasm; nucleus
Molecular function (GO): mRNA binding
Source: RefSeq, a predicted model, not a curated record
CCCUAUCAAACGAUUUACUCUUGUUGAAUAUUGUCAUAUUCUUUUCAGUCAAUUUCAUUGGGAGUUUCCGUCUACUUUGCUUCAAAGCAUACUUGUACUCAUUAUAUUUCACCAUGUCGCCUCCCGGUACCGGCAGCGAGAACUAUAUGGUGAUCGCAUCAGGGUUAAUCAAUAAUGCCCCAUUUCUAGCCGAUUGGCAACAAUUCAAAGACUUUCUUCGAAGGAUUGUUGAAUACCAGCCAGGCUGGACUGAGGUCUUGCAAGGCCCACGCAAAGGAGAGAAACAGGGGUGGUGCCGAAUUGACAGGAGAGAUGAUGCAGAAACGGCAUAUGAGGAAUUUGCUUCCAAGAGGGGCAUACUGGUCCAUCUGUUCAAGACUUCACGUACAAAUGAGGAGUACCGUAUGCUGAAGUGCAACUGCUGGCCCCAUUUCCCCGACAUGUCGGAGCAUGGACACUCGCCUCAUCGGUCUGGUAUCAAUGUUGGCGGCGUCAAUCAGUACGUCGCCAGUGUUCGUGGUGCGGCAACACCUCGGUGUGUGGCACCCACCGCAUCCAUGUACACGUUUCCGACAUAUUCACAAGCUCCACUGUACAACACAUAUUCCACACAUGCAAAUUAUCCGGUGCACACCGUGGCAGCUCCUAUGGGAGCACAACAUAUGCCAAUGUACUCGGCGACUGCGAGCGGUAUUCCAGUAAAUGUCCGGCAUGGUGCCAUGAUCACAGAAGCGCGUGGCAUCUUCCUCAGCAACUUGAACUAUUCUGUGAAACCAUCGGAUCUCAACACCUUACUACAGACAGUGGGACGGCCUGUCGAAUCAAAGCUUCAUAGAGACACCAGGACCGGGACCUUCAGAGGCAACGCUACAGCCAAAUUCACAACCAAGGAGGAGGCUAUGUUUGCCGUAGCUCACCUGAACAACCGAGAGCACAUGGGCAUGAACAUCAAGGUUCGCCUUGAUACGGAUGCAACCGUAGUGGCCCAGGUUCAGGCGCCUGUCAUUGUCAAUGGCAGUGUUUCUGGGGCAUGAUAAAUCGAGCCCAAUCGAAUCUAUGCGGAAGGCAUCUGCCAACACGCGUUAUACUUAUGAGAGGUCUUGAUGACGGCACGAAUCCCAUGUGGCGUAUCCACUAAGUACACGGAUCCGCGUGCACGUCGGCACGUAAUAAUCGUUGGUCCACAAUAUCGGGUUUAGGGGUGCACGGAUUUCCUAUGUUAUACUUUCUUUUGGCAGCCUGUGUCAGAACCAAUCCUUUGGGAAUUGCAAUGGUGAUGGCUUCUUCGGAACCUGAAAC